CACGUUGGCUCUUUUUGACCCUCUGUGAUUUCCGUAACACGCAUUACUGCAACGUGCGAGCCCCGUAGUGAGGUCUUUAGGGUUAGAGUUGAAAACGCCGUGAGCAGAAACUAUACACGUUAACAAUUAUGGCUGAAAACCAAGAAGAAAUGUCUCCAGUUGAGAUGAAAGUGGCGAGACAAUUGGAGUAUUAUUUUGGAGAUCACAACCUUCCGAGAGAUCGGUUCCUGAAGGAGCAGUUGCAGCUGGAUGAUGGCUGGGUUACCCUGGAGACCAUGCUGAAAUUCAACAGACUGAAGUCUUUGACCACAGAGAACAGCGUCAUCAUCUCCGCUCUGCAGAAAUCAAAGACCGGCCUCUUGGAAAUUAGCGAAGACAAGACUAAAGUCAGGAGAUCACCGGACAAACCUUUACCAGAAGUGAACGAUGAAUACAAAGACGCAGUAAAACACAGAUCUGUGUACAUUAAAGGUUUUCCUCUUGAAACAACUCUGGAUGAGAUCCAGGAGUGGCUGAAUGACAAAGGAGACGUGGAAAACGUUCAAAUGAGGAGAACCCUGCAGAGGAAGUUCAAGGGGUCUGUGUUCGUAUGCUUUGGCAGUGAAGAAUCGGCUAAACAGUUUUUGGAGCGAUCAGACAUCAAAUCAUUCAAAGACAAUGACAUGCUUGUGCUGUCGAGGGAAGCCUACCACGAAAUGAAGGCAAAAGAGAAAAAACAGUUCAAAGUGGAGACCAAAGCUAAAGCCAGACAGGAAAGGGAGCAACAACAAAAAAAUGCUGAAGAAACAGAAAUGGGACGUCUUUUGGAGGAACAGACGGGUUGUCUGCUGAAAUUUUCUGGGGAGCUUGAAGACGUGUCAAGAGAAGAUUUUCACAAACUGUUUUCAGGCCAUGGAAACAUUAAGUGGGUUGACUUUGCCAGAGGGGCCAAGGAGGGCACCCUCCUUUUUGAUGGAAAUGCCAAGGAAGCCUUUGAAAAAGCCAAAGAAGCAAAUGGGGGGGAACUGAAAAUCAAGGACAACGUUGUUACGUGGGAGCUGCUGGAGGGAGACGAAGAGAAAGAAGUGAUGAAGAAAAUCAUCGGAGCUCAACAAGAAUCAUUUAACAGAUCUAAAGGAAGGGGAGGAAGAGGACGAUCAGGUGGGAGAGGAAGAGGAGGCUGGAGGGGAAGAGCUGGGAAAGGUCAAGGCAGAACUCCGUUCCAAGGAAAGAAGACAAAGUUUAACAGUGAUGACGAGGAGGAGGAAGAUGCUCCUGCUCCCCAAAAGAGAGAACUCGAAGACGGUGAUGGCCCUGCAGCAAAAGUUGCCAAAACUGAAAAUGGAUCUUAAUGACGAGAAAGCAGUUUUGUUUUUUUUAUUCAAAACAUUUAUUACAAAUAGACAAGUUAAAUCCAUUCCAGUGAAAGCUUCAGGCCUUGGAGAAACGUAGGAAGUCCACCUGAAUAUCGACCUAGAAGAAGAAAUGUAAAGCUUAGGUUCAGUUUGCAGCCUUCAAGUUUAUGUUGUGCCUCUCAAAUUAUUUGGAUGAUUUUCCUCUGAAGAGAUUUUGUUUUUAGUCAACAUAAACCUGCUUUCAACAAUAAUUUAAUUUCUCCAGAAUGUUUUAGUUGCUUUUUUUCUUUUCCUUUUUUUUAAAGACGUGUGAUAUUUGCAACGUAUGUGCCGCAUUGUUUUGUGUUUGUAGACUUCCUACACUGAGAAAAUAUGUACUUGGUUAUUUUUUUUAAGUAAGCAUAUGAGAAUAGAAAAUAAAACAUUUAUAAAAACAAA
Molecule: messenger RNA, 1772 nt
Organism: Oryzias latipes (Japanese medaka)
Lineage: Eukaryota; Metazoa; Chordata; Actinopteri; Beloniformes; Adrianichthyidae
Gene: ssb
Product: small RNA binding exonuclease protection factor La
Biological process (GO): tRNA processing; positive regulation of translation
Cellular component (GO): cytosol; nucleus; cytoplasmic stress granule
Molecular function (GO): mRNA binding
Source: RefSeq, a predicted model, not a curated record